Molecule: messenger RNA, 2705 nt
Organism: Copidosoma floridanum
Lineage: Eukaryota; Metazoa; Arthropoda; Insecta; Hymenoptera; Encyrtidae
Gene: Crag
Product: DENN domain-containing protein Crag
Biological process (GO): regulation of Rab protein signal transduction
Cellular component (GO): cytoplasmic vesicle
Molecular function (GO): protein binding
Source: RefSeq, a predicted model, not a curated record
AUGAUUUAUAAAUUCACAGUAACAAAUUUUAGAGACAAAAAUUCUUUGAUAUUCAAACUGGAAAACACCCCAAAUGGUAAUCAACAAACAACGGAGCCGUCCAAAACAAGUAACUCCAAGCCAAAUGCGAAGACUGAGCCAUUCAAAAAGUUUGGCAUAUUGAAAAAGCUGAACCAAGCGCAGCUCGACAAGCUGCAAUACAACGAUCCAUCCAGUCAGUCCCUGAACAUAAGCAAGUCCAUAUGCAUCCUGUCGCACUGGCCAUUUUUCGACACGUUCGAGCGUUUCCUCAACUUCCUGCACAGCCUCGUGAACGGCGAGCCCCAAGGUGUGCCCAUCGAGAAGUACAUAUCGUACUUCCUUUGCGACAUACCCUUCCCGAGCCCCCAGAGGCCCCGGAUCUUGGUGCAGCUGAGCUCCCACGACCGACUGAUUCUCACCCAACCCGAGGACUUGGCCCUUCCCCGUUCGGGCGCCAGUUUCAGGCAGUUGCUCCUCAACUUAGGAGCUGACAACUGUUUGCUGAUACUACUGUUGACCCUGACCGAACAGAAGAUCCUCGUGCACUCGUUGCGCCCGGACGUACUUACGUCGGUGAGCGAAGCCAUAGCCAUGAUUCUGUUUCCACUCAAGUGGCAACUCCCCUACAUUCCACUCUGUCCGCUCAGCUUGGCCGGGAUAAUCCACGCGCCCAUGCCCUUCCUCAUUGGUGUCGAUUCGCGUUUCUUUGAUCUUUGCGACCUUCCCAACGACGUCAACUGCGUCAACCUCGACACCAACAACAUCGCCAUCUGCGAGGACAAACGUCACUUGAGCAUUAAACUAUUGCCCAAAAAACCCGGACGGUUACUCAAGAAUACCCUCGAAAGAAUAUACCUGAAGCUGUUGUCUAUCAAUCGCGAUCACCAACAGGAGGAACUUUCGGGUAAUUUUGACGAUAGAGACUUUAGUGUGGAUAGAGAGUUUCAGCAGAAGCGCAGGGAGCAGGGCUUGGAGCUCGAGAUUCAGGACGCGUUUUUGCGAUUUAUGGCGAUGAUAUUGAAGGGCUACCGGUCGUACCUACUACCGAUCACUAAGGCGCCCACUGUGGGCACCACAGACAUAAAAAAGCUUUUCAAAGAAGACGACUUUUUGAGAAGUCGAGAUAAAACUCACGCCAAGUUUUACAGUAUGCUCGUCGGCACGCAGAUGUUUACAAGGUUCAUUGAAAAACGAACUUUCGACUCCGACAUGGACAUGGCUGGCCUUGUCUUUUUCGACGAAUGUACCGAAAGGGUCGAGGAGGAAAAUGUGAUGCUUUUGGAAUUGGACGAAUCGCAACACAGCGAAAGAACAGUUUUCAUACCACCACCUGAACCAGGACUCAAUCAGCCACCCAUAGUGUACGACACUUUCAAGCUAGACACGAAGCUCAUGCGUCCACAGAAGAGCUUUAUUUUGAAAAAUCCAGCAUUCAAUUCGUUCAGCAUGACUCCCGGCAGUCCCAUGGCUCGCAGGACAAAGCACGAAAUCAAAGUAGCCCAAAGAAUGGCUCGUAAGCAGGCCGCUUUACCAGAACGCUGGGGUCGCUGUUUGCUCAACACUUGUUUUAGUUUGUGGUUUUUGCACUUACCGGCCAUGUUGCAAGUGUCCACUCAACCUGCCAACGUUUUGCACCAAGCUUAUGAAUUACUGGUGAAAAUGCAAAAACUUCGUUUAAACCCCAUUGAGGAGGUUUGUUAUCGUGCAAUGAUGCAACUGUGUGGAGUGUAUGAGCAGCCGUUACUUGCCGUCAAAUUACUUUUUCACAUGAAGCGAAGCGGCGUUCAACCAAAUGCACUUACGUAUGGAUUCUACAACAAAGCCGUCCUGGAAGCAACGUGGCCCUCCGACAUGACGAAUUCGAGUCAGUUGAUGUGGAACAAACUGCGGAACGUGAUCGUGGGUGCGGCUCUAUUUAAAAAAGCUGGAAAAAAGACUGCCAGGCGUCGUCUAAGUUCGAACAAUGAGGCUUUACUCUCCGGUGACGAUAUAAAAGUCCAGAAUAUGGAACACGCGAUCUCUCGGUCGAGUCUCGACAGCACACACUCGCAAGACACCGAAGCUGCCCACAGUGACUCUCUAAAAGAUAGUUCUAUACCCGAUCUCCCUACGUUUGGGAUGAACGAAAAGAAAAAACAACUCCCGAGACAAAAUAGCAUAGUCAAAGACACGGCUAACAUUUGUAAUUCGCAACCGGAAGCUCUCAACCGCUCACCGAGUGAUCCUCGCUUAAUAAGAAGUAUAGAGUCUCCUGUAAAAAGUCCCGUGAGAACCCCAGUGACAGAAAACGACCCACUGGGUGCUCUAGCCAACGAUGACACGCCAAUAGUGUCGCCUUGCGAAGAAAACGAUUCAAACUGCUCAACGAGCACACUAACCGUCCUAAACAAUGUGAUCGAUGACAACAGACCUGGUGGUCCUUUACUUUUUCGCAGCAAUAUUAUACCUCGAAGUGCAACUUUCCAUCAAGCGGGAGAAGAAUGCAGCAACAUAAGCAUAGGUGGUCACCUACAACGCAGUGAAACGAUGCCACAUUCGGUACAGGGGGUUGAGCAAGAACGUGAACAAGAACGGCUUGAAAUAGGAAGCAUUUGGUCUCAAAAUAAAGACAGCGUAACUUCAAGCUUAUCCAGCAUUGGGUCCAGUCUCAAGCUUAGCUUUGGGUGAGUCGAAAUGAUAAAUAC